AUGAUGUCCCGGGAUAUUCGAUUCUGGAAUGCUGCAUCCAACCAGCCUCCGCUGCACUGUCCUGUUACUCUCCCCAAGGCAUCCUCUAAUACCGAGGCGCCCGACAUGCUCCACCCACUUUCUCUCCUGGAAAAUCCGUGUGUCCGUAGCAAAGGUCGACCAUCCGCUCGUGACCAGCAUGAGAAAUCCAGCAUUGGUGAACCGACGCGUGCGGGAUCGGAUCUUAACGAUGACGCCGCCAGGACAGGCGUCAUCGGCCAGGCACUGGAUAUCCUGGCUAGAAUCCAUGUAGCCUUUGCCUCGCCUGACGAUGAUCCUGACGUAUCCCAGCAGCAUGGGUCCACUGGUGGAGAUCCUGCUAUGGAAGAUGCAAAACGGCGGCGAAUGCUGCAUGCAUUGUUGGAUCUCAUCUCCCUUGAGGGAAUCUAUCCGUCACUUUCAUCCGGCGUCGGAAUUCCAUUGCAGCAGAGAGUCAUAUCCGUGCUCCCAGCGGGUGUCAUUGCCAAGCAAGCCCAGGUGUCUGGAAGCAGUGUUCCUCACAAUGAGGCCCUUCUACGCGGGAUAAUGGAGGUGCUUUCCGGUAUCCUCUUUGAUGCAUGUCAGAGCAUUCAACCCGUCAUUCGAGGCCGUAUUUUGAGUGAUAUCAUCAGCGGCCUCUCGGACCUUGCAUUUAAUCCGAAUAUCCAACCCUCGCAAUAUCAGGAAAGAUACAUGGAAGCACUCGCAAGGGUCAUUGAUGAGACCCCAAGCUCUGUCUUACUGCCCACGCUGUCAAGUUUCCUGCAGGCGGACGCCACACAAUGGUUCAAGUCAAGGGUGUCCAGUCAAAUCUCUCGAAUUCCACUCCGCCCUGGGGGGGUGCUCCAGACCAUUAUGUUCAUGGCUUCUCAAUUCGCCCCCUCCCUGGGGCAGGAAGCCCAGUCCCAAGCUUCUAACGGGCCUCAUUUUACGGUCCAGGCCAUUAUGCAAAUUUCACGGCUUCUUUCCUCGGUGCCCCAGGACGUUGAUUCAUCACUAUACUUCACGACCAUUGCUCCUCAGCUUCUUGCUUUGAUUGACGGUGAUGACCAGGACUUGCAGAAGACGGCAUCAUAUACUAUUGGCAAUGGAAUUCUAGGAAAGCGAGCUUAUGGGGCUCCUGGGACGAUUGGGCAUUCUAUCUUCGUCGAACCGCUUUUCGCCAGUCUGACUGGAGAGCUUAAUGAUUCAUCUACAAAAUGGAUGAACCGGUUUACAGAUGCGGAGGACACUAUCCCUCAAUCGUCCCGAAGGAAGUUGCCUACGGGCACGCUUGUGGAUAGCGCCACAGUUGAAUUGGCCAUUGACAGAUUGAGAAGUCUGGCCCUUCAACAUCCAAAUCCCGUCCUGGUCAAGAGAAUUGUCUACCCCAUUCUACUUCCACUUUGGGGAUUGGCUUGCUUCUGCAAAGAACAGGAAAUGAUGUUAUGCCAUGAAAGGGUUAUGGCUCUACUGCAAACAUAUUUCAGCAUCUCGGUUGGGGCGCAGCCUCUAAAGAAACUGGUUGACAAUCUCCUCUGGGACGGCGGCUCGACCUGGACAUACGCUAAAAGCUCAAACGAUGGUGCCUUUUUGGUAGGACGCAAUGAAAGCAGAAACGAUGCGUCGAAUGUGAUUAAAAUGAUGGAAUCCCUACAGGGUCGGACGGAUCUCUUUGUCGGUUUGCUAGGCUCCGAUCCCAGCAGCGAGGAACGGACUGGCGAUAUCUUCCUCCAUGUGAGCGAGUCCUGGCUUGUGCAUCCCACCGGUACACAACAGGCGCACGGACCGUCCAAGACGUCAUUAGGUGAUGGUGCCAGUGAGAACCUCGUACAGAGAUUGAUCAGUGCAAAGGUUUCGGAGAAGCUGCUCGACAAUUUCCGCGAUAUACUCUCACGCCGCCCCCUUCGAGUACUGGAGCUCAUCAAGCAGGUCAUCAACGGGGAGCUGCAGAGGCUCGAUCCCCGGCGAGGACCACAAGAGGCCGGCAAAGUAUCACUCUCUUCACUGGCAAAUAUUGUCCCCAAGGAAGAUGGCCAGGAGAAGAGUCGAUCCGACAAUGAGUCCUUCGAGUCACUCUCGACCGCCUUCAGCUUGCUGUCUACCGUGCUGGCCUCUGCUGAGUUUGCUACCUCGCAAGAAAUCAAACCGCUGCUCGAGUCAAUCAAAGAUCGAUUGGAUCAACUUAUCCCCCUACUCCCUCCAUUCCUCUCAAAGCCCGGGACGACAUCCUCCAUGUUACUUGAAAUCCAGCUCACACACCCCGAGCACGACGAUACCAAGCCUGCACCGGCAUAUAUCUCCGACCUCGAAACACAUCGCCAAGCGCUAUCCAAUCUCAAUUCGGAUCUCCCGCCCGUUCAAGCAGAGGGAUUCUCGCUCCUGUCAACGUUGAUCACGAAAGCGUCUCCUGUGCUCGAUAUCCCCGCGACCCUGACACUCCUUCUCUCCAUCAUCACCGACACAUCCGAGUCUGCGGCAAGCGAAGAGUUCAUCUAUCUCAACGCUAUCAAAAUAAUCGGCACUCUGGCAUCGCGGCAUCCGCGCACGGUGGUCAAGACACUGGUCGACAACUAUGCCGACAGAAGCGAGCAGCGGAGUCUCGAUCAGCGUUUGAAGAUCGGCGAAGCCUUGCUGCGAACAGUGCAAGACCUUGGCGAUGCGCUGACAGGCGAGACGGCAAAGAUCCUUGGCGAGGGCAUGAUCGCCGUGGGCGGACGACGAGGUCGAAAACCACAAACGCAGCGAAGUCGGGCAGAACGACUUGCAAAGGAGAAGCGGAAGAAAGAGCGAGAAGAACCCGCCAUGUCAGAAGGAUGGUCCAUGGCAUCUGGGCCUUCUGCCUCGUUAUCUGAAGUGGAUCUCCUGGGAGAUGACGACUCGGAAACCGAAUCCCCCGAGCAAACAGUUCAUGCCGCGAACAUAGUUGCAGCUUGGGAAGCGGGCGCCUCAUCAGACGAAGACCCGGACGACCUUCGCGUCCGCGCUUCUGCACUUUCGGUCCUUGCAUCUGCUGUGCAGAGCAAUAUCCUCGGCCUGGGCCCGGUUAUCCUCUCCUCCGCCGUGGAGUUAGCUCUCGCAACAUUAACCCUCGAACCUGCACCCGAGAGCGCGAUUCUACGCCGUUCAAGCGUGAUCCUCCUUCUGGAUAUCUUGAAGACAUUGGACACGACCCGCGAAGAACGUGGCGGAAAAGAUAUCGGCUUUGGGUUCUCGUUGACGGACGAUGGAUCCCCUUCCUCCUCUUCUCAUGAUGCCGUCUCGCGUGGCCCGUCGACUAUCGGUAAUAUACCGUCCAUGCUGCGGACGCUGGGAUUCGUGGAGAGCCGGGAAGCGGACAGUAUUACCCGUGGACAUCUUCGCGCGCUAGUUGAGAGCCUGGAGGCUUGGUUGGAGAAGUCGUUGAUGUGGAGGAUCGGGGCUCAGACUGGAGAUGGAGAUGAGACAGUUGAGCCGAGGUUGGAAUUGGGGGAUCGGAUUGCAGGACUCAGUGUUGAUCCCAUGGCUGGACAGAGUGGAAGGCAGCGGCCGAGGAUUGAGGAGAUAGAAUGA
Penicillium riverlandense is the source of this 3549-nucleotide messenger RNA. Its product is annotated as RTP1/Tango6 family protein. The transcript is spliced from 3 exons. The record is from RefSeq and is a predicted model, not a curated record. Gene Ontology annotation, biological process: protein secretion. The coding region runs from base 1 to 3549 and encodes 1182 amino acids. Lineage: Eukaryota; Fungi; Ascomycota; Eurotiomycetes; Eurotiales; Aspergillaceae.